AUCAAGGAGGGACCCAAACACCACCAUGUUGUAGAAUAUGCAUACUCUACAAAGGUUGCAGAGGGACGGGCGUCGAGAGAUUAUAUAUACAUGCACCGAUUGCACCCAAGCGCUAUAGCUAGUGAGGGUGAAACAUUAAGAGUAGAGAGAGGGUGUGAGUGUUUUGAUAUGGAUGGGAUGAAGUUAGAAUACAAAGGAGAGGAUGCAUUGAAGGAACUUGAGAACUUGACUGAGAAGGCUGAUGAAGUUCAGCAGAGAAUUCUCAAGGAGAUCUUAACAAGAAAUGGGGCGACUGAGUACUUGAAUAAGUACUUAGGCGGAUCGACGGAUAGAUCGGCUUUCAAGUGCAGGGUCCCAGUGAUCACUUAUGCCGGAGUACGACCGUACAUACAGCGGAUCGCCAAUGGUGAGGAUUCUUCGCUAAUAUCGGGCCAUCCCAUUACGGAGAUGAUAAUCAGCUCCGGCACCUCCGGCGGUAACCCCAAGCUGAUGCCAUCCAUCGCCGAGGAUCUCGACCGUCGAACUUUCCUUUACAACCUCAUCAUGCCCAUCAUGAACCAGUACAUCCAAGGCCUUGACAAGGGAAAGGCCAUGUACCUCUACUUCGCCAAGACAGAGAUGGCUACACCAUGUGGCCUACCAGCCCGUCCGGUCCUAACCAGCUACUACAAGAGCAAGCACUUCAAAUGCCGGCCACAGGACCCAUUCAAUGACUACACGAGCCCUGAUCAAGCGAUCCUGUGUAUGGACAGCGGCCAGAGCAUGUACUGCCAGCUCCUAUCAGGCCUAAUCCACCGGCGGGACGUCCUCCGUCUAGGGGCCGUCUUCGCAUCCGCCUUCCUCCGCGCCAUUACCUUCCUAGAGCGGAACUGGACCCGAAUGUGUCACGAUAUCCGAACGGGUCAGCUCGAUCAAGACAUAACGGAUCCCAACUGUAGGGAUGCCAUGUGUAAUAUCCUAAGAUCUCCUGACCCACAACUCGCAGAUGAAAUCAAGGCCGUCUGUGGCCGUAGCUCUUGGAUGGGAAUACUGGGACAGCUGUGGCCUGGUGCUAAGUACAUAGAGGUGGUUGUGACUGGAUCGAUGGCUCAAUACAUACCAGCAUUGGAGUUUUAUAGUGCUGGAAAGCUGCCGCUGGUGUGCGCAAUGUACGCAUCUUCAGAGUCCUAUUUCGGGGUGAAUUUGAAGCCAUUGUGCUCACCGAGUGAGGUUGCGUACACACUUCUUCCGAAUAUGGCUUACUUUGAAUUUAUACCGUUGGAUAGUGGGCCACAGUCAGGUGGUGAUGAUGAAGGGGAGGUGGUGAAGGACAUGCUGGUGGACUUGGUGGAUGUUAAGCUGGGCUGCUAUUAUGAGCUCGUCGUCACUACAUUUGCUGGCUUGUAUAGGUUCCGCAUUGGCGAUGUGCUUCAAGUCAUCGGAUUCCACAAUCGGGCUCCACAGUUUCGAUUCAUUUGCCGGAGGAAUGUCAUCCUCAGCAUAGACAUUGACAAAACCAACGAAGAAGAUCUUCACAAGAGUGUGACCACUGCAAAGAAGCUCUUAGAACCAUACGAUGCACUGCUAGUGGAGUACACCAGCUAUGCCGACACAUCAUCCGUACCAGGCCACUACGUAUUGUAUUGGGAAAUUGCAUACACAUCUUGCAUGGCGGGCCCCCUUGAGGCCCACCUUCUCCAAGAGUGUUGUGUGGCCAUAGAGGAAUCGCUUGACUAUGUGUAUCGACGAUGCCGAACGUAUGACAAGUCGGUGGGCCCAUUAGAGAUACGCGUGGUCGAGCCGGGCACAUUCGAGGCCUUGAUGGACCUUUGCAUUAGCCAAGGAGGGUCCAUUAAUCAGUAUAAGACGCCGAGGUGCAUCAAAUCCGGUAGUGCACUUGAACUACUUAAUUCCAACGUUAUCGCCGGCUUUUUUAGUCCAAGGUAUCCCACAUGGAAUCCUUAAAUCUAUUAAUUGUAUUUAGAUGACCUAUGAUUCUCAUUGACAGAAGGGAUUAGCCCUGUUUGGCUUGUUUUUUGUUUACGAUUGGAAUGAAUGGCAUUUCUAAUGCCUUGUUUGAAUGUACAAGUUAAUUGAAUUGUGAACAUUUAGUUUAAUUAAA
Messenger RNA from Magnolia sinica, 2101 nucleotides. Its product is annotated as putative indole-3-acetic acid-amido synthetase GH3.9. Bases 91 to 1944 code for a protein of 617 amino acids. Gene Ontology annotation, molecular function: acid-amino acid ligase activity. Gene Ontology annotation, cellular component: cytoplasm. The record is from RefSeq and is a predicted model, not a curated record. NCBI's taxonomy places the organism in Eukaryota, Viridiplantae, Streptophyta, Magnoliopsida, Magnoliales, Magnoliaceae. The transcript is spliced from 4 exons.